Messenger RNA from Penicillium cinerascens, 2160 nucleotides. RefSeq names its product putative glutaminase. The record is from RefSeq and is a predicted model, not a curated record. The coding region runs from base 1 to 2160 and encodes 719 amino acids. Lineage: Eukaryota; Fungi; Ascomycota; Eurotiomycetes; Eurotiales; Aspergillaceae. The transcript has 2 exons.
AUGCGAUUCAAUAUGCAGACGCCCCUGGGACUUGGCUCCCUGUGUACCUCACUGUUCUCGUUCCUGUGUCGCGAUUCGGGCCAUAUCAUUCAUCACCCAGCACAGCCGCCCUCCUACCCGCUCGCCGUCCGCAACCCGUACUUGUCAGCAUGGAUGCCCAGCGACCGCGUGCAGCAGCUUCCCUAUGCUGACUCGCAGUUCUGGGCCGGCCAGGAACUUGGCUGGUCCGUCAUCGUUCGUAUUGAUGGCCAGGCCUAUAGUCUGAUGGGCGUGCCGGACUUGGAAGCCAGCAACAUUCUUCCUGCCAAGGUGCGCCGCGCCGAGUUCACAGCAACCCAUUCGCUCUUUGAUCUCACGGCGGGCGGAAUCGCAUUGACCUUGGACUUCUUUUCGCCUGUUUCGCCCUCUAACUAUCUCCGGCAUUCGCUGCCUUUCAGCUAUUUAACCGUCGAGGUUAAAGGCGCCCAUGGAGCUGAUAUCCAGGUCUAUUCGGAUAUCGACGGGAGGUGGACGGGUAGAGAAGACCGCUCGGUCCAUGACUUUGAGGAGCAUGACGGGCUUGUCGUCCACUCCCUAUCGGUGGCAGAUGCAGAAAGGUAUGCCGAAGCGAACGACAUGGCCCUCUGGGGUGACGUGAUUCUUGCCUCUCGCCAGUCGAAUUCGAGUACACUCUCGGCACUCGCAGGUGAGGCGAAGACAGUACGCAGCCGUUUCGUCCAACAUGGCGAUCUUUCAGGCCAAGAAUCCACUUGGUCCCACCAAAGUAUUGUGGCUGUCGCCCACAACCUGGGAAGCAUCACUGGUGGUGCUUCUGUAACUUUCGCCGUGGGAUACGAGAGAAAGGAGGCCAUCAAUUACUUGGGCGAGGCUUACACGGGCUACUACCGAGCAUACUACCCGACCACGCACGAAGCCCUUGCCUUCUUUCUGGAUGACUACGGGGAUGCUUCGUUAGAGUCUCUAAAACUGGAUCACGAAAUGGUGUCCUUUGCGACAGCUACUGCCGGCCCCAAAUAUGCCGAUAUCGUAGCCUUGUCAACGCGACAGGCAUACGGAGGCAUGGACCUGACAAUCUCCAACGAAUCGCUGGACACCGAUGGCGUGCUGGCCUUCAUUAAAGAGCUUUCCAGUGAUGGUAAUGUCAAUACCAUCGAUGUCAUCAUGCCGGCUUUCCCCAUCUACUGGGUCAUGGAUCCGAAUUGGAUCCGGCUGCUGCUCGAGCCUAUCAUGAGAUAUACGGCUGCCGGUCGCUGGCAUUUGCCCUAUACUAUUCACGACCUUGGGUCGCACUAUCCAAACGCCAUCGGUCAUGAUGACCAGCAAGCUGAGCCUAUGCCUAUCGAAGAGUGUGGUAAUCUACUCGUUCUUGCACUUGCCUAUGCGCAGGCGACCGGAGACACCGACUGGACCGAUCAGUAUAUGGGCAUCUUCCAGAAGUACGCCGAUUACUUGAUUGAGAACGGCAUCGACAUCGCCAACCAGCUUUCUUCCAAUGACGCCGCCGGGCCUCUCCCCAAUGAGACCAACCUGGCUAUCAAGGCAGCAGUCGGUAUCAAGGCAUUCGGCGAACUAAGUGGGUAUGAACUGUACUCGCGGAUUGGUGAGGAACAUGCAGAUCUAUUCUUCUCCGAGGGCCUGGGCACAGAUGAAGGACAGACCCAUUUCGUGUUGCAGUACCCUGGCUUCCCGGAGUCCUGGAAGACACCCUACAACCUCUUUCCAGAUGUCCUGUUGGGUCUCGGGACGUUCUCUGACGAUGCAUAUCAAAUGGGAAGCGCCUUCUUCUCGACCGUUCGUGGCGAGUACGGUGUGGCUUUGGACAGUCGACAGGACUGGGCCAAAUCGGAUUGGAACAUGUGGCUAGCGGGUACAUUUGAUACGAGCACGCGGGACGAGUUCGUCGAUGAUCUGUGGGAAUUCAUGACCAACAGCAAACAUAAUUGGCCGUUCUCGGAUCGGUACGUCUCGACCUCCAAGCACGGCAAUGAGCCGGGUACUCCUAUUCUGUGCCGUGCUCGCCCAACCGUCGGUGGUCACUUUGCCUUGUUGGCAUUGAAGGGACCUGCGUCGAUGCAGUCUCUGUCCAACCAGACAUCUGCAUAUGGCAUGCCAGCCCGGAAAGCUGAUAAACUGCGGCAAAACCACGUUAGUGAGCUUUGA